UCAAUCUAUUUUAAUUUUCAAGUAAUUAUUAAAUUCUUAUUUUUGCUGUGAUUUUCUCAAGCAAGCAUGAAAUUAAUAGACAUGAAAACAGUUCAAUUUCACCAGUGUAAUCCACGGGGAUCAUAAAAGAUCAAAAUCCCUGCACAGCUUUGACUGUUUAUGUUUGACAAUUACCAAAAUUGUUUGACACUCUCUAAAGUGAGGUGAUGAAAUACUUUGGACAAGUUGGAAUCUUCCUAAACUUGCCUUGCUGGGAUAUGCAGAACAACCACCGUCAUGUCAGCAGGGCAGCUCAGCAGAGGAUAAUGGUAUUUAGAUGCCCUGUAAGUAUGCGGAUUCUCUCAGUCAGCAACAUUAAUGGGGACAUGAGGCAUCCUGCUCAUGUCCUGCAUGCUUAGGUAAAGGGGGUAUUAGCAGUAAUGCUGGUUAGUCAGUCAAUGUCCUCUCUUUGCCGUGUGGUACACUGGUGAUGAUCACCAUGGGGAGCACCAAGAAGGCAGGAAACAUGUGGACCAGGAGGCAGAGUCUUUUCUCCAACUACAAAGUCACAGACUCGGAUGCUGCUCGAAGACCUUCUGAGGUCGUUUACCCACUAGCCAAGGAGAGUUGUGUGAAGACAUGGAACUCUAUGCAAGAACUGAGUAGGGACAUCUAUGAUAUUUACGCCGAGUAUGAGGAAGAAGAAGAGGAGGGUGGCCCAUUCAGCUUCUCCAGGCAGAUAUCACCCUCCAAGAAGAACUACGUGAUCAACAUCAACGUCGGGGGAAAGCCCUAUCAAAUAGCUUACAAAAUGGCAGCAAAGUACCCCAAGACCAGGAUAGGACGACUGGCCACGUACACGGAUCACAACAUGAAGUUGGACUUGUGCGAUGACUACAUAGUGACUAGCAAUGAGUACUUCUUUGACAGGGAUCCUGAGGUCUUCCACAGCAUCUUCAACUUCUACAGAACGGGUGUGUUGUGGAUCAAAGACGAGCUUUGUCCCCGCAACUUCCUGGAGGAAAUCAACUACUGGGGAGUGAGGAUCAAAAACACCAACCGCUGCUGCCGCAUCUCCUUCGAGGAGAGGCAGGACGAGCUGAACGACCAGCUAAAGAUCCAGAGGGAACUGGAGGCUGAGGUGGAGAUCGAGGAGAAUGAGGAGCUGUUCCACGACAUGUUCAUGGGUCAGACACGUCGAGCGAUAUGGAACUUGAUGGAGAAGCCUUUUUCUUCUGUCAAGGCGAAGAUGAUGGCCGUGGCCUCCAGUCUUUUUGUCCUGAUCUCCCUGGUGGCCAUGACCCUCAACACAGUGGAGGAGAUGCAGUACAAAACCCACGCCGGUCACUUAAGUGGCAAGACUUAUUGUGAAUAUGUAGAGUCCAUAUGCAUUGCUUUCUUCACCAUGGAGUAUGUGCUGCGUCUGAUAUCCACACCUGAUCUCAGAUCCUUCAGCAGGAGUGUCCUCAACACAGUGGACCUCAUCGCCAUCCUGCCGCAGUACCUGCAGGGCAUCCUGGAGUACUUUGACAGCGAGGAAAACUACAUGAAGCACGAGGCUGACAUAAAGGCGGUGGGGCAGGUGGGCAAGCUGGGGCAAGUGUUGAGGAUCAUGAGACUGAUGCGAAUCUUUCGAAUCCUGAAGCUAGCUCGCCACUCCACCGGUCUGAGGGCGUUUGGCUUCACCCUGCGCCAGUGCUACCAACAAGUGGGCUGCCUCUUCCUGUUUAUUGCUAUGGGCAUCUUCAGCUUUUCGGCCAUGGUUUUCACUGUGGAGCAUGACAUGCCGCAGACUAACUUCACCAGCAUUCCUCAUGCAUGGUGGUGGGCAGCUGUGAGUAUCUCCACUGUGGGCUAUGGAGACGUGUACCCGGAGACAGUGCUGGGUCGUGUCUUCGCCUUCAUUUGUAUCGCGUUUGGCAUUAUCCUCAACGGCCUGCCCAUUUCCAUCCUCUUCAACAAGUUCUCUGACUAUUACUCCAAACUUAAAUCCAACCAGUACACAGCCUGCCUGAAGAAACGUGGGAAGGUGAGAUUUGCCAAGAGGACAAUUAAUUCGCUCAGCAGCUGCUUUGGAAGUCAACACUGAUUCAGUUUUGAAGAAGGAUUUUUGGGAAAACUGCGUGAAAUAUGUUUGAAAAACAACUGGCAAUCCACUCCAGUGAGAUGACAACAUUUGUGUGGGAACACACUCUGCAGUCUCUCUAGGGCCACCUAGUGGCAGAAAGAAGUAUUUGAAGUGGGAAGGUCGGCAGAUAUUUCUUGAAAAAACAAGAAAAUUUGGAAAUCAUUUUAAAUUCAUUGUCAAGUAUAAGAAGCAUAAAAUAUUCACCAUAUUCUUACGGUAUUGCACUGUAUUGGAGAAG
Xiphophorus couchianus (Monterrey platyfish) is the source of this 2345-nucleotide messenger RNA. Its product is annotated as potassium voltage-gated channel subfamily V member 2-like. The record is from RefSeq and is a predicted model, not a curated record. Gene Ontology annotation, molecular function: voltage-gated potassium channel activity. Bases 470 to 2068 code for a protein of 532 amino acids. Gene Ontology annotation, biological process: protein homooligomerization; potassium ion transmembrane transport; action potential. Lineage: Eukaryota; Metazoa; Chordata; Actinopteri; Cyprinodontiformes; Poeciliidae. The transcript is spliced from 2 exons. Gene Ontology annotation, cellular component: membrane; voltage-gated potassium channel complex.